UUUACAUAUAGCUCGGUUAUCUGCAUAAGUGUGGAAUCGUCUUAGCUGACCAUCAAGCCAUUAACAUCUGCGUGUUAUGCCAUUUCCACAUAAGACCCACAUUAGUUAUUAUCUAAGCAAAACCAGUUGCCGGCUCAACGAACCCGCCACUUUCUUUGGGUGCGUGCGAGAACUGGUUUCUAAUCGCCUAAAGCCACUGAUUCUUGACGUCUCGUGGCCAUUGUAAUAUUCCGAGGGGUCAAAUGCCGCAAUCAGUUGGAAUCGAAGAGCUCUUUAGAGCGGAUCUCAGACAGAAUGAUAUUCCCGGUGUUUUCAGUACUGCUCUUGUUAUUUUAUCAACCAAUCUACUCCGUUUCUGGAGCCGAGUUCUUUUCCUCCAUACAUGAGAUGACCAAAGUGUUUGGCUAUGAACAGAAAAUGCUGCUGCAUAUGCAGAAAUUUCUAUCUGAUAACCAGGGAAAACUGGAUUUCCUGAAAGCCCGACUGCGGGAGUUCGAGAACGAAAGGAACGAGGCGCGUGAAUGGGGACCAUCCUAUUUUGAGAGUCCCAUAAACAAAUACCUGCUGAACAAGAGACUGACAGUAGACUGGCAGCGAGUGGAGAAUCUCAUGGCGGCUUCAACGGGCGAGAAACCGCUGACCCGGCUUAGAAAGUUCCGACAUCGUGAGACAAUGCCCGACAAAAAGGAACUCGAAGGAGCCAUAGAUGGGCUUCUCAGGUUGCAGUAUGUUUAUAGAUUGAAGGCCAAUGAAAUGGCCAGCGGCAUCUUGGAUGGCGUGGAUUACGGCACCCAAUUGAACGCGGAGCACUGUGUGGACAUAGCCAGACUGGCUCUACGAGAUCAGCAUCCACGUUUGGCGCACUCCUGGCUAAUGGAAGCCAAGGAUCGUUUGGUGGGUGGGGAAAGGGAGGAGGCACUCAAGCCACAGAUUCUGGCCCUCCUCGUGCAGGCCAAGAAGGAAUUGGAGGACUUCCGUGGUCUGAAUGAUACCUACCAGGAGCUCAUCAGGAUACAACCAGCGAGUGAGGAGCACGCCAAGAACUACGAAACUUACUUGGAUUCUCUGGAUGAGAAGGCAUUCCUAAACGAAUCCAAACCCAUCCUAGAACACGCUCCCAUCCCGGAGGAGGGUGAACCGGUGGGUGAGUUCCAGGCCUACAGCCUCACCUGCAGUGGCCACUGGCGACUCACAGCCAAGGAGCAACGGCAUCUGCGCUGUGGCUACGUGACCGAGACACACCCCUUCCUGUGGAUAGCUCCUCUCAAGGCAGAGGAGCUCUUCCAGGAUCCCCUGCUCGUCCUCUACCACGAUGUCAUAUACCAGAGCGAGAUCGAUGUUAUACGGAAGCUGACCGAGAACAGGCUGAAACGGGCCACAGUCACGGGCCACAAUGAGUCGGUGGUGUCCAAUGUGAGGACCAGCCAGUUCACCUUCAUUCCAGUCUCGGCUCACAAGGUGCUGUCCACCAUUGAUCAGAGAGUGGCGGACAUGACCAACUUGAACAUGAAGUACGCGGAGGAUCACCAGUUCGCCAACUACGGAAUCGGUGGGCACUACGGGCAGCACAUGGACUGGUUCUACCAGACAACAAUUGAUGCCGGAUUGAUCUCCUCACCCGAAAUGGGCAACCGCAUUGCCACAGUUCUGUUUUAUCUUUCGGAUGUUUCGCAAGGUGGAGGCACUGCAUUUCCACAGCUGAGAACUUUAUUGAAGCCCAAGAAAUAUGCAGCUGCCUUUUGGCACAAUCUCCAUGCUUCUGGAGUGGGUGACGUGAGAACGCAACAUGGUGCAUGUCCCAUAAUCGCUGGUUCCAAGUGGGUUCAGAAUCGCUGGAUCCGUGAGGUUGAUCAAUCCGAUCGUCGACCCUGUGAGCUUUGGGAUGAUUCGUUGGCCAGCUACGCGCAAAUUUUGGAGCUGCACAAACAAAAUGAGGCGGAGGCAGCUUCUUGAUAACAUAGCCAUUAACCUAAGGAAAUCCCU
Molecule: messenger RNA, 1983 nt
Organism: Drosophila santomea
Lineage: Eukaryota; Metazoa; Arthropoda; Insecta; Diptera; Drosophilidae
Product: prolyl 4-hydroxylase subunit alpha-2
Exons: 9
Coding region: 295-1953 (552 amino acids)
Biological process (GO): peptidyl-proline hydroxylation to 4-hydroxy-L-proline
Cellular component (GO): endoplasmic reticulum
Molecular function (GO): procollagen-proline 4-dioxygenase activity; iron ion binding; L-ascorbic acid binding
Source: RefSeq, a predicted model, not a curated record